This is a messenger RNA of Condylostylus longicornis, 3690 nucleotides long. RefSeq lists its product as uncharacterized. Gene Ontology annotation, biological process: proteasome-mediated ubiquitin-dependent protein catabolic process; regulation of proteolysis. Bases 185 to 3085 code for a protein of 966 amino acids. NCBI's taxonomy places the organism in Eukaryota, Metazoa, Arthropoda, Insecta, Diptera, Dolichopodidae. Gene Ontology annotation, cellular component: nucleus; cytoplasm. The record is from RefSeq and is a predicted model, not a curated record. The transcript is spliced from 17 exons. Gene Ontology annotation, molecular function: ubiquitin protein ligase binding.
GUUUGAAUUUUUAAAUAUUUUUGUUAGAAGUUUAUUAAUUUUUGAAAGGGCAAAAAAAAAUGUAUUUAAAUUAGUGAUAAAAACCUUUAAUCUUGUAUAAAUUUGUAAAAGAAAAAACUAAAAAAUUUAAAGUGAAAUAUAAUCUAAAAUUAUUUUAAGAAAUUUUUAGAAACAAUGUAAAGAAAUGACCGAACACAAUUUUAUUGGAACAUGGGAGAUAAUCAAAUGUACUUUUGAGGGAAAUGUUGAAACAUCAGGACUUGAAAAUAUUAAAUUUAGGUUAGAUGAAACGGGUGAUAUUACUUGGUAUAAUGAUUUAAGCUCUCUUCCUCAACCAAAAGACUGCUAUAAUUGUUGCGAUUCUGCAAGUGUCCUUUUUAGUUGUGAAACAUUUGAUGUCAACGAACAAAAUCCAAGGUUAAUAUUUGGAGCAUUUGCAGGUCAUAGCAUAGAAUUUAAUACUUCUUCUCUUACACCUAUCGAUCUUUUGAUUUUAGAGUGCGAAAACUGGUACACGUUACAUUGCAAACGAUUAAAAGAUGAUCAAGCUGGACAAGAAAAGGAAUUUACUUUUGUUAACUCUUUAAAGGAUAAUUAUUUUUGUGAUGUCACAAUAAAAAGUUGUGAUGGGGUAGAAUAUCAGGCUCAUUCUGUAAUUUUGCGUCUAAAUGGUUUUGAUUGUAGCAUGUGUUCAUCUCCGAAUUCUACAAAAAAUUGCACCGAAAGUAAUAAUAUUGAUAAUUCCAACAAAAUAAAAAUCUCCGUUACAUCACAUUCAGAUUUAGUGACUGUUAACAAGAAUUUACCAAAAUUUGAUUUAUCUCCAACUUAUCUGCAGCUUCCUACAAAUGAAAAGUUUUUGGCAAAUAAAAAUAAUUUAUCUUCCUCAUUUAAUAGUUUAGAUAUUUCUUAUAAUCAAAAAUCUGAAAAUACUUUAAUGCACCAUGCUAAUUCAUCAUCUGAUUCCAAUUUGCAAAUUAAUUCAAAUCAUAGAACAAUUUUCAAUUUUUCGAAUGAAGUUUGUAGCAGUCGUAAACCACCGCUCUCUCCUUAUAAAGCAAGAAGCCCAUCACCAUUUUUAGUAACUACAGAAACUCCACCAUCGUCUCCUUUGACUCCAGUUGGAAUUUUAAACGAUUUACCUUCUUUUCUUUUAUCACCUAUUAUUAACUGGCUGUACACUGAAUCUUUAACAAAUGAUUUAUUAGAAGAAAAUUGCGAAAAAAUUAUUAAUUUUGCUGAAACACAACCACCUUUAAUUAAGAUAGUUGAACCUUGUAAAAAAUAUUUAAAAUUGACACGUUUAAAAAAAUUUGUAGUUGACACUGUUAUGGAUAUAAAUAGCAUAUUGAGUAAAAUAAUUAAUAAAAUAAAUUCAUGCUCAACAAGUUACCAAACUAGUAGUAUUCUACGAAUUUUCAAAGAUUGUUUAAAAGAAGCAGCAAUAGGGUUUGGUCGUAUAUUAAUAUUCUGCAAUAUAUUUGUGACGGAUGGUGCAGAUAUAUCUCGAAAUCAAAGAAAUGAAAUCAUUAAAUAUAUUCGUAGUAAAAUUUCUGUAUUUAUACCCCAACUACAUAAAUUACUCGAUACAAUUUUAAAGUUGCUUCUGAAUUUGUCAAUCGAAGAGAAAUCAAAUUUGAUAAACUCGUUAAUUCCUGAGAUUGAAUAUUCUUUCGAAGUUUUGACAAAAGUUGUUGAAGAAAUUAAAAAAUCUUUGGAAAAAAUUUGUAAGGAUAUGAAAUGUUAUAAUAUUGGUAUACCAGCUGGAACAAAGCCAAAUUUGAAUAAGAAACAAAAUAUUCUUAGACAAAAUUCGAAUUUAGUUCUGAAAAUAAAUAAUUCAUCAGAAGGAUUUACUUCUCAGAACCUAAAUAUUCAGGCCGAUAAUGAUUUAAAAUUGCUAUUAUAUAUGUAUGAAGUGAGGAAAUUACAUGAUAUAUAUGGUCGUAUAUCGGUUGUUCUUGAUAUAUUAAAAGAGAAAAGAUCUACAUUUUGCGAAAUGGGUAUAUUGGAUAAAAUAAGCACAAUUAAUCAAAAUUUUGAACAAUUGUUAGUGGAUAUUCCAGCUUACAUUGUUAUUUUAGAAAAUCUGUCAGAUAAAUUUGAUGACAACAUUGGUUGGAAAGAGUUCAAAUUUUGCUUUAAAUUAGCAACUAGUCAAAUAAACGGUGUAUUAACAAAACUUUUAGAUCACAAACCAGCUUUGAUAGAUGCCAUUAACCAGAUCUGCGACUUAGUUAAACACGAUGAAUUCACUAAAUGUUUAAUUGAUCUUGGUUUGCUAGCAGAAAAUAAUAUUUUAGAAAAUAAAUUACAACAAUUUUCUGAAAAGAGGGACUAUGAUUAUAAAUACGCCAAACUUAAUUUAGUGAAGGGUUUGUGUGAACCACCAACUGCAGCAAACAGUUCAUUAGCCAAAGCAGCAAUACGACUUCUUCAUUCAAAUCAGAUAACUGAUAUGGAAUUUGAAAUAAUCCAAAAUUAUAAAGAUCCUUCAUCCGGUCAAAAUAAAUGUCAGACGACAAUCUUUAGAGCGCAUAGAAUCAUUAUUGCAUCAAGAUGCGAAUGGUUUAAAAAGGCUUUAAUGUCUGGAAUGGUAGAAAGUAUAACAAACAAAAUUGUGAUUACUGAUACAUCUCCAGUAAUAUUUCGUCGUUUGUUACUUUAUUUAUAUGGAGCACCUGUUGACGAAACAGUUGGAGCAGAACAAAUAUGUGAAUUGAUGCUUCUUGCAGACCGUUAUUCAAUUGAUGAUUUAAAGGCUUUGUGUGAAAAUGCUUUAAAUUCAUUAAUUGAUGAAAAUUCUGUUGUGUGCCUACUUGGGAUUGCCGAUCGUUAUUUAGCAUCGGGCUUAAGAUCAAAAUGUUUAUCAUUUUUAUCUCAAAACCCAAGGUUAACAAAGCAGGAAAUAUUUAAGGAACUACCUAAACAAGUGCAGCAAGAAGUACGGGAUCUAAUAUUAUGGUAUGGUAGGGUACCUGAACCAUGGAAUGAACGUAGCAGAGGAAAUCUUAAAGGAUCUUUAAAAGGAUUAUCUCGUUCUAGAAAGUCAUCACCGUCAUUAUCACACGAUGUAAAUAAAUAAAAUUUUGGUUAUAAAAACCCAAAUAAUAUAAAAAUUUAAUAUUGUAUAUAUUUGUAUUCUUAUAUAAACCUAAUUCUGUUCAUAGACUAUUUUUAUUAAAUUACUCUUUCUUAUAUAUAAGUAUUUAAAAAGAUCGAAUUUAGGAUGAAUUUGAAGAUUUUAUUUCUUUACAACAAUUUAUUAAUUUUAAUUAUAUCAGUUAUGUUGUCCUAUAUUAAUAUAGGACAACAUAACUGUUAUAUUCUAUAUCCUUUAUCUUAUUUAAUUUAAAUAUCCGGGCGGAAAUCUAUUUAGUUUUUUCUUAACUUAAUAAAACGUGAAUUUUAUCGGAUAUAUCGCCUCUUACGUGUGUGCUAUACAAAAAUGGAAUUAGGGUAUAUAUUGUAUAUAAAAUAUUUGUAUGUCAACAUAAUGUAAUAAUAUGUUAUAAAUUAUAUAAUGUUUAAUUAUAACAAAUAUAACAUACAUUUAUAUUAAUAAAAAUAAAAAUGAAUAUAUAUAUAUGUAUGUUGUGUAUAUCAUAUUUUUAUGAACAUUUAAAAUAAGUAUAAUGUUAAAAGUAUCUUUGAAAUCAUAUUUUCAUUAUAUCAAUUUAAAUUUGUGAU